GAUAAACCCUCUUUCUCUCUCUCUCUUAUAAGUUAUAAAUCUUUCCUUUCUUUUUCCCAUUUUCUCUCUCUUGAAUAUUAUUUAAAGUAUACCAAAAACAAAAUCCAACACAGAUCUGACGCUUUACACUCUGCAAAAGUCACUUUCAAUAAAUAAACAAAAUAAUUCAAAAUUUUCUCUCUCUAGAAACCCUAACCCUACUUUAAUGCCAUUGUUGUAUUUUUCGAUGAUUCUGGUGUACAUAGAGAAAGAAAGUUUUAGGAGAGAGAAAGUAAAAAGUCAUUGAUUUCGUUGUCCACUUUCACAAGAUCUUCGAGGAAAUCAACUACUACUAGCUUUUUAUGUUUUUGAAUUCUUCUGUUAAUUUUACAGUUUUUUAUUUUUAUUUUUUAUUUUUUCUAUAAAGAGAAAUAAAUGCUGGCGUUUUUUUCGAUUUUCAAAAGCUUUAUUGUCGUUGAGAAACCAAAAUUCUUAUUACUUAAUUUUUCUUAAAAUGUCUUGUUUUUGUAUUUUUUCCAUAUUCUAGCUUCUCAAUCCACUAUUUAUUUUUUUGUUUUUAUGCUGAAUUUUCAUUUUCGAAAUACUUCCUUUUUUAGUUUUUUUUUCAAGCUAAUUUAGAGUAGAAUUUGUUUUUUAAUUCCUAAAAUAGUAAUAAUUUGAUCGAUGUUGAAAUCUUGAUUGUUGUGGAGAAACCAAAUUAUUACCAAAAUCCGAUGAAAUUUGUUGAAAUUGAAGCUUAUUUGUAGUUGCUUGAGCUAAAAGUACACUUAAAAUUCUAGAUUUGAAGUAAUUUAGAAGAGAACAAACUAAUUAAUCAUAAAAUUGAGCUAAUUUUGAUUGAAAAUGGGAGCGGUGACAUCGACAAUGGCGGCGAAAUUUGCGUUCUUUCCACCGGACCCGGCGUCGUAUCGGGUGGAGGUGGAGGAAGGAACAGGGAAGCUGAAGAUGAGUGGUGGUGUGGUGGAGAGAGAAAAUGCAGAUGUUUUGAAGCUUUGUACAAAAAGAGGGAAUGAAAUUGUGGCAGUUUUUAUGAGAAAUCCUUUGGCAAAGCUUACUCUUCUCUACUCUCAUGGUAAUGCUGCUGAUUUAGGCCAGAUGUAUGAGCUUUUUGGAGAGCUCAGUAUUCACCUCAGAGUCAAUUUGAUGGGAUAUGAUUAUUCUGGUUAUGGACAGUCUACAGGCAAGCCGAGUGAGCAGAACACUUAUGCGGAUAUAGAAGCUGCAUAUAGAUGUCUUGUGGAAAGAUAUGGGGUGAAGGAGGAAGAUGUUAUAUUGUAUGGGCAAUCUGUUGGGAGUGGCCCUACUUUAGAUUUAGCUACUCGGUUACCAAAAUUAAGAGCUGUUGUUCUUCAUAGUCCAAUCAUGUCUGGCUUGCGGGUGAUGUAUCCAGUAAAGAGGACAUAUUGGUUUGACAUAUACAAGAAUAUUGACAAGAUACCAUUGGUCGGUUGCCCUGUUUUAGUAAUUCAUGGGACAGCUGAUGAUGUGGUCGACUGCUCUCAUGGUAAGCAACUGUGGGAGAAUUGUAAAGAAAAGUAUGAACCACUAUGGGUUAAAGGUGGAAAUCACUGUGACUUGGAGCUUUAUCCAGAGUACAUUAAGCAUCUUAAGAAGUUCAUAUCCAUAAUUGAAAAAUCACCACAUUUAAGAAGUGGAUCUGGAUUGAGCUCAGAUCGAUCAGAUCAUCCCCGCCGGAGCAGCACAGAUUGCCGAGAUAAUAAAUCAAGACCAAGUGCUGAUCAAAGAGAAAUGCCUAGAGAGAGUAUGGAGAAGAAAGAAAAACCCAGGAAAAGUUCAGAUCUAAGAGACAAGUCCAGAACCAGUACUGACAAGAGAGAGAAAUCAAGGAAGAGUACAGAUAUCCCUGAUAAAGCAAAUAACUCUAUUGAACGGCCUGAUAAAGCUCGGAACAGUGUUGAUAGAUUUGGAGGGAUGAUAAGAUCUGUAGGAUUCUGCAAUAUUGAUUGUUUCAAGCCUUCAGCCACAGGGUAAUUGAGAGGGGGAAGAGAACGGUCGACAAAUCGUGAUUGUAAUUUUAGUUUCCUUCAUAUAUAUGUUAGUGUUUUGGGGGUUUGGGAUUCAUUUUCCUCGUCUUUCAGAGAAAUAACGGGAACUGAAUGAUCAAGGCAGAUUGUGUACUGUAUGUCAGUUUUUUUUUCCUGUCAGGAUCACUGAAGUUCACCACGAUGUCUCCAUGUUCCAGUUGUGCAAAGCAAGAGCUGUUUGUCCGAUGCUCUUGUUAUUCAUGUAAAUAUACUAAUUGAACAUCAUUGUUCUAUAUAGUAAUUUAGAAAUUUCAGAUUCUCUGUCA
Messenger RNA from Beta vulgaris subsp. vulgaris (sugar beet), 2311 nucleotides. RefSeq lists its product as uncharacterized. The transcript has 6 exons. Lineage: Eukaryota; Viridiplantae; Streptophyta; Magnoliopsida; Caryophyllales; Amaranthaceae. The record is from RefSeq and is a predicted model, not a curated record. The coding region runs from base 844 to 1992 and encodes 382 amino acids.